Messenger RNA from Saccharomyces kudriavzevii IFO 1802, 2244 nucleotides. RefSeq lists its product as uncharacterized. The record is from RefSeq and is a predicted model, not a curated record. Bases 1 to 2244 code for a protein of 747 amino acids. The transcript has a single exon. Lineage: Eukaryota; Fungi; Ascomycota; Saccharomycetes; Saccharomycetales; Saccharomycetaceae.
AUGAUCCGUCUAGCUCAACAAACACAAGUACUGAAGGGUAAACCCCCAAAUCAGUUUGUUCCACACCCAAGAAAGAAUUCAUUGACCCAUCCAAUGAAAUUUAACGGCACAAUCGCUAUGGAACAUCAUGAGCCCAGCUAUGCCAUUCCUUAUACACCUUCUUCUUUCAAUAACGCAGCCCUGGGUACAUAUCAGGUAGCACAAACCAACCAUUUUGUUCCUCAUUUUGGUGGCAAUAUUGGUCCCAAUCACAAUAAUCACCUAGCUCAAAGUAAUGGGAACAGCAACAGCAACAAUCAUCACCACAACAACCGCAAUCACCAUAACAAUAACAAUAACAAUAACAAUAACAAUAACAAUAACAAUAACAACCACAACAACCGCAAUCACCAUCAAAACAACCAUAAUCAUGGCAAGUACAACAAUUCCAACCAAGGCAACUCGAUCAGUCCAGAUUCUCCAUGGUUUCAUAAAGUUUGCGCGUUUGAAGAUUGCGUAUCGCAAACGCUUUAUAUGUCGCAAACCCCAAGACGUCAAAAUAUGAAACACCAUUCAGAGCAUCCAAAUUCCAAUGCUAAUCCAUUGUUCUGGGAUUCCAUCGGCAGAGCCAUGGGGUUAUACCAUGAUUUGCUCACUACACCGGAAUUGAACUCUGACCGUGUCUCUAAACUGGUGCAUUUGCUUCACAAUGGGUUGAGAGCAAACAGAAAUCAGUUGACAAGAAUGAACAAGAAACCGGAUUACGACUCUCAAUCGUUUCAUAAGGAGAUGACCAACUAUCUUUGUAAGUCACUAAGAGAGAUCUCCGAAGAUGUCCUUAAUGGCAAAGUGGAAUUAAAUGAAUAUGGGGCCAUGCAUUUAAUCACUGCGUUCAAAGAACUUUUGUUGUUUGAAGAGGCUGUUGAUAUCUGGAAGGCGGCCAUCAAUGGUCAAAACGCCUACACGUCUAAUAUUUUUUUGAAUCCAAGAGUAGUCGGUGUUAUCCUACCCAUUUUAUACGACAAUGGUGUUUCAUAUCCCGAAAUUCAGGCCCUUUAUGAAAAAUCCUCUUCCAUGAUCAAUUAUUUUCACCCAAAUCUUUCUGUUGGGAUGAUCAGAGCCUCUUUGUCCGCUAGCGAAAAUGACAUGGCUCUGAAAUUAUUUCAAAAAUUGUGCCAGGAAUCAACUGAAAUGAAGUACGGUUAUUUGAUAGAAACGCAUCUUUCCUUCAUUGGUGAAUGUAAAGACUUAAAUGUGGCGCAAACAUUUUUUGAUAAAGCUCUGAAUGAUGAGAUGCCAUACAAGAUAGAUUUGCAGGUUUCUUAUGUGAAAUCCUUCUUAAGAAAUAUUUGGAGCCAAACUCGUGAUUUCAACCACAUCUAUCAGAUCUGGUACAAAUCGUCUCUACAUUAUGGUAGAAACGUCAACCAUGGUAUUUCUUCAUCUUUGAAUGACACUUUUUUCGACAUUUUUUUUGAAAACUAUGCCGUCGACAAGAUGCAAGGUUUUCAAACUUUACAAAAUGUUAUUCAAACUUACAACAAUAUCAAGCAUAUAGAUGAACCUUUCUUCAACAUCAUCUUGGCUAAGUGUACUGUCUGGCAUGACCGUAGUAUUUUAGAAUACAUAGAUAAGAGCUACGAAGCUUAUCAUAUCCCGAAGACAAUAGUUGCUUAUAGAAUUUUAUUGAAGUCCAUGGGAUCUGUCGAUGAUGCUUCAAAUGCGGAAAUUUUACAGAGGUGGAUGGAUUUGAUUUGCAAAUCAGAUGAAAUUGGUCAACGAUUCAUUGCGAAUGCUGAUUGGGCUGCUUUAAGGGAUGCCACUGUUACAUGGACCCAAAAUGAUAGAGAUUCCAAAAAAGGUAACAUGAAUAGUGCGCAAAUAAGCAGAACCCCAACUCCUUCACCAUCAUUGACACCAAUGGAUACUCCGACAUCCGAGCAUUUUUUCAACAACGCUCAAAACCAAAUGGACUUCUACUCUCAUCCAGCACUACAGGCCGCAACUGCUUCUGGUGCGUUUGAUGAAUUUGCUUCCGACUCUGCAUCUUCAUCCAUGCCACUAGACGGUAGAAUGGUUUUGUACUUGAAGAUCGUUAAGCGUUACUCCCCAUAUUGCCGUGACUCCAGACAAUUGGCCAGAUUAACAACAGGAACUGCUGUCAAAUAUUCCGUGUUACAAGAGGUUUUGAAUCAAUUCCAAGCUUUAAUCGUCAACGAUAUUCCUAUCCCUCAAUUACAUAAUUUGAAGCCAACGUGUGUUUAA